AUGAUUAUCUUCCUUCUUAAAAACCCUGACUAUGGUGAACAAUAUGAAAAUAUGAAGGUUUAUGAUUUUAGUUUUAAAAAUUUGUCUACCUCUCGGGCAAAGCAUCCUAAGCUGCAAUAUGGCCAUUCGAAGAGAUCAGGGCAAAUACGUUGGAAACUGACACCGGAGGUCCGUCGAUAUAUUAAAGGCUUAAGUCAGGGAAAUCAAAGGAUGGAUUAUUUACUUAUCUUCUGCGAUAUCCAUAUUUACUCUUUCUUCCCUUCGUUCACCCCUCCACCUACUUUCCAUUCACCUCCUCGCAAUCUACCGCCCAGUUACUGUGGGUGGCGUGGGUGGUGGGUGGCUGGUGACAACGCCCGCGAGCAGAGGAUCAUACUGGUGAUCAGUUCCCUGUUACUCCUGCUGUUACUGCUCCUGCUCAUACUACUCACCUUCACUCUAGGUGUUUUCAUUGCUCUCCCCACCAAGACGUGCACCAGCGCCGAGUGUGUCAAGACAGCUAGUUACAUCUUAAGGUCGCUUAAUGAGGAGGUGUCUCCUUGCGAGAACUUCGCGGAGUUCACCUGCGGAGGCUGGCGCCGGGAGAACCCUAUACCCGAGGGCAAGUACCGCUGGGGAGUCUUCGACGUGCUCGACCAGCAGACACUUCUCGACGUCAGGGGGAUGUUGGAGGAGGAGGUCAGGGCGAAGGAACCCUACCCAAUCAGGGCUUCUAAAAUCAUCUAUCAGGCUUGUGUUAAUGACACAAACUGGGAGAAGGUAGGCCUACGACCUCUACUGAACAUAUUGUCGAAGGAGGGGGGUCUACCCAUGCUGGAGCCUCAGUGGAGUAGCCAGGCCUUCCAGCUGACGAAGAGACUCGCUAGCCUCAGGAGGACACUGGCCAGCCAGGCUUUAAUAAGCCUGACGGUGCAGCCUGAUAGCUUCAACACCUCUGUCUCUCUCAUUUACCUGAGUGAGGGUAUCCUCCCUCUUCGUCGUGGGUACCUCCUCCCUUCCUCCUCUUCCAUCCUGGAGGAGCACAAGGCUAGUCAGAUCUCCUAUAUGAGGAGGACGGGCACAGAGCUCCUGAAGGAGGCAGGAAGGUUGAGGAACCAAACCCACAGACUCACCCUUUACAAGGACAUCGACGACCUGUGGGAGUUCUACGUUAAGGUGGCUGAGAUCACAUCAUCUAACGAGGCUGAGCAGAACCCUUGGCAGACUUAUAACCCCAUGACGGUGAAGAACCUCCAGACUCUCACUGACACCAUCAACACCUCCUUCAAGGUGGACUGGCUGUUGUACCUGAGGCAGGUGUUCCAGGACACUAACAUUACCCUCAACGAGGAGGAAGUAGUAGUGGUGGAGAACCCUCAGUACUUCGUCAGGCUGGUCCUCCUCCUGCAAGACACUCCGUUAAGAACCAUUGCCAACUACCUGUUGUUCCCUGUAGUGUUGGACAUGGGCGAGGAGACGACCGUCCGUUACCUCGCCUCUCUCCGUGUGCCCCGCACCAGGUCGCUGGGCAGGACCAAUUCCCGGGCUUGGCAAGACUGCAGCGAGAAGACGAGGAUGUUGGUACCCCUGGGAGUGGCCAGCCUUUAUAUCAGAAGUCUUCACGAGUCCUCCCAUGCGCGGAAGGAGGAAGUGGAGGAGGCAGUGAGGCAGGCGAGGCAGGUGGUGGAGGGGGUGUCUUCCGCCUUUAGAGAGAUGCUGAGCUCAGCCACCUGGAUGGACCAAGUGACGCAGGAGGCGGCACUCAGCAAGCUCGACCAUAUGCAGCACCUGGUCGCCUACCCUCACCUUCUCCUUGACGACCACCUGCUACAGGAGUACCAUCUGGGGUUACCUAAUGUGUCUGCAAGUGAUCACUUCAGCAACAUAGCGUCCAUGAUGGCUUGGCACAGCCGUCGCUCCCUCGUGCACCUGCGAGCACCAACAUCCACACACAAGUGGCCCAGGGGACCACUGGAGACUAAUGCCUUCUACAGUUCUCUACACAACACAAUAGUGAUCCCCGUGGCUGUGUUGCAGGCUCCUGUCUUCCACCGUGGGGCCUUCACAAGCCUCAACUAUGGCAGCCUGGGCUCCAUCAUUGGCCACGAGAUAACUCAUGGCUUUGAUAACAAUGGUCGAUACCGGGACUGGAGUGGUUCACUGAGGCACUGGUGGACCAACAGGACCCUGGAGCGGUACACUAACAGGACCAGCUGCUUCGUGGACCAGUACUCUGCCUACGAUGUGGCCCACCUCCUGGCCCACCAUGACCGACCCACCACACCAAUGAAGAUCAACGGUGUCCAGACCAAGGGAGAGAAUAUAGCAGAUAAUGACGGUAAGUUCUAAGUGACGACCACUUAAGAACAUAAGAAUGGAGGAACACUGCAGAAGGCCUACUGGCCCAUACAAGGCAGGUCCUUAUCAAAACCACCACUACCUAAAGCUACCCAAGAAUUUACUCCCUUACCCAUGACACCAAUCAAACCCAGCCCCUCUAUCUCAUAUAUUUGUCCAAUCUCUUUUUAAAGCCACCCAAGGUCCUAGCCUCUAUCACCCUACUCGGAAGAUUGUUCCACGCAUCCACAACACUGUUCGAAAACCAAUAUUUACCUAUGUGCUUCCUAAAUUUAUCCAACUUAAAUCCGUUAUUUCUGGUUCUUACCUGGUUCGGCAUCCCCAGUACUUUAUUAAUAUUACUUUCGUUUAUGCCCAUCAUCCACCUAUACACUUCAAUAUCUCCCGUCAUUCUACGUCUCUCCAGAGAGUGAAGAUCCAAGGCUCUAAGUCUGUCCUCAUACCAGA
Molecule: messenger RNA, 2784 nt
Organism: Cherax quadricarinatus
Lineage: Eukaryota; Metazoa; Arthropoda; Malacostraca; Decapoda; Parastacidae
Source: RefSeq, a predicted model, not a curated record